Messenger RNA from Notothenia coriiceps (black rockcod), 1007 nucleotides. RefSeq names its product thioredoxin-like 4B (gene txnl4b). Gene Ontology annotation, biological process: mRNA splicing, via spliceosome. Gene Ontology annotation, cellular component: U4/U6 x U5 tri-snRNP complex; spliceosomal complex; U5 snRNP. Bases 274 to 723 code for a protein of 149 amino acids. NCBI's taxonomy places the organism in Eukaryota, Metazoa, Chordata, Actinopteri, Perciformes, Nototheniidae. The transcript has 3 exons. The record is from RefSeq and is a predicted model, not a curated record.
GUAGUGAAACGCCAGCACAUGACAUGAACGCACGAUUUAGCUCGUCUUAUCUUUAACGUUUUAAGCUGGGCCAAAACAAGAUCUUCAAAUUAAUACAAUUUUACUUUAUUUUAAUUAUUUAGGAAAGGUUGAUAUAAAUUAUAAUACAAUAACAAAUAUCUAACGCAAUUUCUAUGCUAUUUCUAGUCGGAUUUAUUUCCGAAUCGUACAGUAACAAUGACGUAAUUUCCUCUUUUCGGCACAGCAGGGAUAGCUUGCAUUUAAGCCUUGAAAAUGAGUUUGUUUUUGCCUAAAUUAACUUGCAAAAAAGACAUUGAUGAAGUUAUUAAAGGGGUAGCAGAAAAAGUCGUAGUACUGAGGUUCGGCAGAGAUGAGGACUCGAUUUGCCUCCAUAUUGACGAGAUUCUGUCAAAAACUGCCCAUGACCUGAGUAACAUGGCGUCCAUCUACAUCGUGGAUGUGGAUAAAGUGCCUAUCUACACAAGAUACUUUGACAUCAGUUACAUCCCCUCCACUGUUUUCUUUUUCAACGGACAGCACAUGAAAGUGGAUUAUGGCUCCCCAGAUCACACCAAGUUUAUUGGCAGCUUCAAGACCAAACACGAUUUCAUGGAUCUGAUAGAGGUCAUUUACAGAGGAGCCAUGCGUGGAAAGAUGAUUGUCCAGAGUCCCAUAGAUCCUCAAAAUAUUCCCAAAUUUGAUCUCCUUUACCAUGGGAUUUAAAAUCAACACCUCCACCUCGUGGCCUUAUCCUCAAACAGAUUUCACUGAGUGGCUUCGACUAUGUCUGACUGAUGUACUGAAUGGCUUUAAUGUCAAAGUAGCUUUAACAUUCAAGCAAAUAUCUGAAGAAAGUUCGAUGAUAAAGCGCCUGAUGUUCAUUUUCAUAUAGAAUUGAAUUUCCAAAAUACACUGCUGUUUACUCCUUGUCCUUUUGCUGUGUUUAAAUGUUCCUGGUUGAGUUUUUGACUACUGUUUAUAAUAUGAAACUAAAUAUAUAUUUUUGU